AUGAAACCUCGCCCGGACUUGCUCACCGAACUCGAGCCGUCACCGGUGAAGCAUGUCACAUCGGCUUUGGGGCAGCGAGCAGAGGUGAAAGGCAUGGGGAAGGCCAUGUUCAAGGGUGCUGAUGGGAAGAUGGUGGGCCUCAAGAACGUGCUUUGGGUGCCCAGCCUUGCUGCAAACCUGAUUUCCGUGCGGCGGUUGGCAAAGGCCGGCAUGGACACGAACUCGAAGGGAGCCAAGACCUACACCGCAAGGCUUGGCGAUCGAAUUCUUUGGGACCUUCAUGAGGACAUGGAUGUCUACAACGAGAUGUGGCAGAUCCCAGUGGUCCCUAUGCCUAAGGAGAGGCAAGUGGCAGCAAGCAUCAGCACCAAGGAUGGAGCGGUCGGUAGCGACGAUGGCGCGAACGGUCGCGCUAAGGAGAAUGAGCUCAAGAAGAGCAAACCUGGAGGGACCAGCAAGUUCAGUGAACCUAAGGAGAGUGGUGCAGCAACCAAGGAGCAGCAAAAGGGUGAGGAGAACCCCAAGGCAGCAGCGGAGGAGGACUACGGAGAGAGUAUGUGGGGCGCUAUUGCGAGCGCGGCAUUCUCCAAUCCAACUUCGGCUACGGGGGAGUGUGAUUGGCUCACCUUGCAUCGGCGCAUGGGGCAUGUGGCCCUGCCCAUCUUGCAGCAGCUAGUGAAGAAUGAGAUGGUUGCUGGCAUACGUGUGAAGGGGGAGCCCGAUGAGGUGCUUGGCUGCCCGAUGUGCAUUCAAGCCAAGUUCACCCGGUUUCCGUUCCCUAGUUCGGAGGCAACGGCAAAGGCACCGCUUGAUGAGGUGGUGAUGGACGUGGUGGGCCCCCUGAAGCUUGGAGCUGCUGGAGCUGAGUAUUUUCUCACCAUUGUCGACGUCUACACCCGCAUGACUUGGGUGUAUGUGCUGGCCAAGAAGAGCGACGUGGCUGAAACGUUGAAGACGGAUUGGUUCCCGAUGGUGGAGCGGCAACAAGACAGUCUAGUCAAGUCAAUCCGCACCGAUCGAGGGGGAGAGUUCCUGAGCAAGGAGUUUGGGUUGUGGCUGAAAAAGAAUGGUAUUCGGCACUCCCUCACCAUGCCAUACUCCCCUGCAAUGAACGGCAUCGCCGAAGCCUUGACUCAUGUGGGAGCAGACAAAUGGGUGCCCUAUGUGGAGUGGCUAGGAAGGAAGCCAAAGGUGGAUAUGCUUCGGGUGUUCGGGUGCAUGUGCAUGGCGCUCGUGCCUAAGCAUCUUCGGCACAACAAGCUUGGUGCCAAGGCGGUGUGGGCCGUGCACUUGGGCAUGGCUCAAAACAGCAAGGGAUGGCUUCUUUGGGACCCAUUCACCAAGAAGUCCUUGGUGAGCAGGGACUGCAAGUUCAUGGAGAACUUCAUGUACAAGGAUUGGAAGGCGGAGAAUGAGGCGAAGAUAGGCGUGCGGUUUGGGGAGGUGAAGAGUUCCGGUUUGGAGCAUGUGGAGCUGCCUUUGGAGCUGAGCAGCGGCAGCACAACCACAAGGCAAUCCUCCCUUGUGAAUGGGGGAGAGGAGGCCAAUGAUGCAGAGGAAGAAGAGGAGGAGGUGCAGCAAGUGAGCGAGCGUGCACCGUCACUCCCUUCCCGUACUACGAGUGCUCCACGGAUUCGAGCCACACCGCAGCAACGCCAAGGCCUUCAAGUCCCUGCAGCUGAGGAGGAAGGAAGGGGGAAGAGGAGAGUUCAACCCCCUAAUAGGCUGACCUAUGAUGCACCGGGAAAGCAGGGCAAGACAGCCCUGGCCGGAGCGGCAAUGAUGGUCGGAGACGACGAGGAGAGUGACUACGAGGAGUGUGCCUUCGCGUUCUUCUCUCCGGUGGAGACGCCGGGAGAACCAGCAACUCUCAAGGAGGCUUUGGAGAGUAGUGAUGCUGAGGAGUGGAAGAAGGCCAUGGAGAGUGAGCUGAAGAGCAUCGAGGAGAAUGACACGUUUGAAUUGGUGGAGCUACCGGAGGGGCGUACGGCGAUAACGUCCAAGUGGCUCUUCAAAAUCAAGUCGGAUGCCGACGGCAAGAUCGAGCGCUACAAGUCUAGGCUUGUAGCCAAGGGGUACCAGCAGAAGGAGAAGGUGGACUUCAAGGAGCUGUUUGCCCCUGUGGUGAAGCCGACGACGCUGCGAACCCUAUUCGCGGGAGCCGCCAUCAAAGGAUGGGUAGUAAAACAAAUGGACAUCGUAACGGCAUUCCUUAACGGCAUCCUUGAGGAGGAGAUUUUUAUGGCGCAGCCAGAGGGGUUUGAUGAUGGUAGUGGCAGAGUGUGGAAGCUGAAGAAGGCCCUCUAUGGGCUGAAGCAGGCCCCUAGGCAAUGGUACGUGAAGCUGCGCGAAGUGUUGGAGGGGAUCGGCUUCACUCCCUCAACGGCCGAUCACUCCUUGUUCAUGCUUGGCGAGGGGGAGCAGAGGAGCUUCAUGGUGGUGUACGUGGACGACAUCCUGAUCUUCUCACCCUCUCCUGACCUUGUGAAGGAGGUGAUGCUGAAGCUUCAAGACAAGUUCAAGUGCAAGUCCCUUGGUGACGUGAACUUCUACUUUGGGCUCCACAUCGAACGAGACGUGGAGAAGCGGAGCAUGCGAGUGCACCAACGAAAGUACCUGGAGGCGUUGGCUGCCAACUUCGGCCAGAUAAAAGGUCAUGUGGCUACUCCCUUUCCCUCUGGGUUCAAGUGUGUGAAGGGGCCAGAGGAGGAGAGUGUUGGAGAAGAGGAGAGGCGCCGAUUUCACUCGUUGGUGGGCAGCCUCAUGUAUGCGGCGGUAAACACCCGACCGGACGUCGCGUUUGCUACCGGGCAGCUGGCUAGGGUUGUGCAAUGCCCUAAUGAGGAGCAGGUAGUAGCUGGAAUGAGGGUGGCCAAGUAUCUUGGCCAAACACCGACCGUUGGGCUGCAAUACUCGGCGGCGGCACAAAGGCGCCAAAAGGGCGCGGAUGGUGUUGAACCCGGGCGUUUGUUCCUCACCGCCUACUCGGAUGCUUAA
Molecule: messenger RNA, 2997 nt
Organism: Closterium sp. Naga37s-1
Lineage: Eukaryota; Viridiplantae; Streptophyta; Zygnematophyceae; Desmidiales; Closteriaceae
Source: the annotation of a GenBank genome assembly